Diuraphis noxia (Russian wheat aphid) is the source of this 2041-nucleotide messenger RNA. Its product is annotated as sialin-like. Gene Ontology annotation, molecular function: transmembrane transporter activity. Lineage: Eukaryota; Metazoa; Arthropoda; Insecta; Hemiptera; Aphididae. Gene Ontology annotation, biological process: monoatomic anion transport; transmembrane transport. Gene Ontology annotation, cellular component: membrane. The record is from RefSeq and is a predicted model, not a curated record.
AUGGAAUGGAGAGGAAUCGCAUACAUAACSUUAUGGUUUCUAAGUAUUACAAGUGGAUUUCUUGCUCUAUGUUGUCCAACAGUACCCUUGAUGUUUAUUUAUCCCCAGGCUUUCCGUUAUAUCAUAGGCAUCAUAUUCUCUGURUGGGAAAUGUAUCCUACYAUAUUGAUGCGUCUGUUGUUCAACACUCGUUUUAUAAUAACUGGAGAUCACAUCAAUCCAUUUGACGGUGCAUUGUUAAUAAUGAAUCACCGUAAUCGAUUGGAUUGGAAUUUUUUGUGGGGUGGUAUGUAUUACAGUUCCAAGCCACCUGCACAUAAGCUGAAAAUGGUACUUAAAUCAGCUAUUCGACAUGUACCUUUUGCUGGUUGGGUGAUGCAAUUGUCAGGAUUCUUGUAUAUACAUCGACGAUGGGAUCAUGACCAGUCUUCAAUGGAAAAACAGUUGAAAUACUUCCGUGACGUUAAUGAUACUCAUCAGAUUACUCCUUACAAUACGUCCGACUGUAAUUUAUACUAUUUUCAUUUAUUAAAUUUAAAAGGCAGUUCGAUCGGCGUGGCUCUUACAUUCCCGUUUUGCGGAUUUAUACUCGAGAGAUGGGGCUGGCCGUACGUGUUCUAUAUCACGGGAAUGAUAGGAAUGGUGUGGUUUUUGGCAUGGUGGUUGUUCGUAUACGAUACGCCCGCGGAACACCCUUACAUAUCCGAAGUUGAGCUUGUGCACAUCACAAGCAGUCUCACCGACGUGGUGUCCACUAAAAAGUUACCAAUACCGUGGAAAUCCGUGUUGACGUGCGUACCGUUUUGGAUAGCACUGUCCAUCCAAUGGAGUACCGGGUGGGCUCUGCACACGCUCAUGACGCAGACUCCUACCUAUUUGGUUCUAAUGUUCGGGUGGAAUCCAGAAAAGAUCGGAUUGUGGUCCGGAAUACCGCAUUUCACUCGUUUCUUGUUCUCGCUGGCCCUGUCGUUCGUCAUCGACUCGCUCAUGGCCACCGGCCGGUACAGCCGCACUUGUGUGCGUAAGAUAUCAACCACCAUUUGUACGGUGGUGCAAGCCCUUCUCAUCGUGGCUCUAGUGUAUUCGGGUUGCGACCAGUUUUUGGUCAAUGGAUUCCUACUGUUGGCCAUGACGGCCAGUGGUGCUUCCACUUCCGGACCGCUGUCCAUAAUGGUCGACUUGUCACCGAAUUUCGCCAGCGUGCUCCAAGGUUUUAGCGGCAUUAUCGGAGUCAUCCCGGGAAUGAUUUCGCCGUUUGUGCUGUCUUAUUUCACGAACGACAACAACACWCUCGAAGCGUGGCAACACUUUUUCGCUUUGAGCGGAGUACUAAUAGCCAUUCCGGGACUGYUAUACAAUUUCAUCGGCUCCAGCGAACUCCAAUCAUGGAAUAGCCCUAUUCCAACAGCCGACCCAGAAAUAGCUGACACCAACGGUAGCUCAACUACUGCCAAAAAAUGAUAUUUUUUUUUAACGCAUAACUUUAUUGUAAUAUGUGAUGAAAACAACCGUAUACCAAUUUUGUAUUUUUAAUUUACAAUAUUAUUAUAUUUUUUAAGACGUAAGAUCAAAACAAACCAGCAUUCGUAUAGAGUGCUAAAUAUUGUUAUAAAUUUGAGAACGGGGUGAAUUUACAUAUUACUAUACAGAGUAUAAUUUAUAGACCUAUAGUACAAAACAAUAUUACAGGUUUUUAUGCAUAUUAGUAAGUAUCUUUAUGUUUAGCAUGACUGUAGAAACCUAUUAAAUAGGUAAUAAUAUCUACAGUAUGUUAAUAAUAUAUUAUAUUAUUAUACAUUUAUAUUGUUAUUAUCUAUGACCCGAUGACCGUGGUAUUUAGUUAUCACAGUUGCAUUUGCGUAUGUUAUUGAUGAUUAUAAUGAUUCGAACAUAAGUAGGUACAUAUCUUCUCAGAUAUUAUUGUGUUUAAGCCGUUUAAAGACAUUAUCAGGGACACAAUAUAUGGGUAUUUAUUUUUUUUAUAUAUAAUUUCAUUAUAGUAUAUUAGUCAUUAGUGCGCUUGGCUUUAUUUAAAUUUAAA